AUGAUUAAAAAAAACAGCAUGCAUUUGAAAACUGGAUUAAUAUUUCUUAUAAUUUGCCUUGUGUUCCAAGUUCAAGGAAGCAAAGAAACCCCGAAUAAAAUUAAUCGUGGUGAAGCCAAACAUCUUGCAGAUGCUCCAGGGUCUGAAAAGUCAGAAAGAACCACAAAGAGGUCUAGAGUAUCGACGAUUCGAAGGAUAUUUGAUAUGGCCAAACAUCGAACAAAGAGAUCCUCUUUUUUCCCAACUGGAGUGAAGGUUUGCCCUCAGGAGUCAGUGAAGCAAAUUUUAGCAAGCCACCAAGCCUAUUACAGGCUAAGAGUUUGCCAAGAAGCCGUAUGGGAAGCUUUCCGGAUCUUUCUGGACCGGAUUCCGGAUGCAACAGAAUAUCAGAAUUGGGUCACUGCCUGCCAGCGAGAAACAUUCUGCAUAUUCGACAUUGGGAAAAAUUUCAGUAAUUCUCAAGAGCAUCUGGAGAUAAUUCAGCGGCGAGUAAAGCACAGAACCUUCCAGGAUAGAAAAGAGGAAAUUUCUACAGAGAAAACCAGUAGCAAAAAAAUGGAAGAACCUCCUUCUCCUGCUACAGCGGCCCCUACUGGCACCCUAGUGAAUGAGAUCGCCAACGACACCAAGGCUCCCGUGAAGGAGCUAAAGCCAGAGGUUCCAAAUAUAGUCUCUGAAUUUCCUGUGGAGCAGAUGGUGGAAUUCAGUGUCACCCUCACCAACCAGGAAUAUACCCCCGAACUGAGUGAUCCUUCAACCGCUCAGUACCAGAAACUAGCUGCAAAAUUUCAGCUUCAAAUGCAAAAGAUAUUUGAGAAACUUGCAGGAUUCAAAGAAAUUCGUGUGUUGGGAUUUAGACAGAAGAAGGAAAAAGAUGGGUCAAGCAGCACUGUAGCACGGUAUGUCAUCAAUUUUGAGAGAGAUGACUCGGAGGUUAAAGCUCCUGAGGAUGACAUCUCAACUAUUGGCUCUAACAAAGUUGAAAAUGAAGAAGGUCCUCUUAGUACAGAGGAAGAGACCCCAGCCAUUAAACCAAAAGUGACAGACCUUCAGCAGAUGGUUGCCAUGGCUCUACAGGAAGAUAAGUCACUAUCAAUGGACCUUGGAACACUUCAGUUUACUGAUGAAGCUGUUAGGCCGUCUAGUGACAUAGAUAAUGAUAUCAAAUCAAUGGCAACCGAUGCUGCAGCUGGACCAGGCUUGGACAUUACUGAUGAGAAGAGUGAAGAUGAGAGAAUGAAAGACCAGAUCUCUAGCACAGAUUCAGUGAUCCCUCCUGAGCAAGAUGGUAAGAUUACAGACCAACUGGAAUCUUCAGGUGAUGACAUUUUAGCCACAUUGAGUACUAUGCCAUACUUCAUUGGUUCUCCUGAUCUUCCAACAUCUCUUCCUGAAGAUGAUAUUUUAGGGCCACCAGAUGAGAUCAUUUUAUUGCCAGCAGUGACUACCAGUGGCCCUUCCAUUGUUAUUGAUCAGUCUUUUGAAGCAACAAGCUCUGUGUGGGUAGCAGCAACAGACAGUACUGGAUUUGAAAUGGGGGUGCAAGAUAUUGCCACUGAAUUAGGUGCGAUUGAUAUGAUGAGCCCAGCAACUAUGGACGAGGGUGGAAGUGGCUACUAUGCACUGCCAGGAACUCCAGAUAUGACUCCAGCUCCUCCGCUGAAGUAUGUAACCACAGGCUCCAUGACAACCACAGCCAAAGGCAAAGAGUUAGUAGUAUUCUUCAGUUUGAGAGUAACCAACAUGCGCUUUUCUGAUGACCUCUUCAAUCGGAGUUCCACGGAAUACAAAGCACUUGAACAGCAAUUCAUGCAGUUGCUGCUUCCCUACCUACAGUCCAACCUUACAGGAUUUAAGCAACUGGAAAUACUCAACUUCCGCAAUGGAAGUGUGAUUGUCAACAGCAAGAUGAAGUUUGCAAAGUCGGUGCCGUAUAACAUCACAGAGGCUGUCCAUUGUGUGUUGGAGGACUUUUGCGAUGCAGCAGCUCAACGCCUUAACCUUGAAAUCGACAGCUAUUCACUUGAUAUUGAGCCAGCUGAUCAAGCAGACCCUUGCAAGUUUAUGGCGUGUGAUGAAUUUGCCCAGUGCAUAAAGAAUGACUGGACAAAAGAGGCGGAUUGCCUUUGUAAACCUGGUUAUGCAAGAACAGAUGGACUGCCAUGCCGGAGCCUGUGUGAGAUUGAGCCACACCUGUGUGUUAAUGGUGGCAAGUGCGAAUUAGUUCCAGGAAGAGGGGCAGUCUGUAGAUGCCCAGUACGUAGAAACAGAGGAGAGCGUUGUGCAAAAUACGCUCCAACACCUACCCGAUCCAACAUCUCCAAAGCUGUGAUGCUUGGCUUAUUGUGCCUAAUUUUUCUUCUCAUCACUUUAAUAAUUAAGUUACGAAGAAAAUGCAAAAACAAGACUAACGUGGAAGGUCCACCUCCCAGCCAUUGCAACGCAGAGAAUGCUGUAAGAAUUAAUCCUGGUUUUGAUCACGAUGAACCCAACAGUAAUUUUUGCCGUGGGCCAUGUAGUGUAAGUGCCUGUAUCAGUUCUUCAGAGAGCAGUGAUCAAGGAACAUUACACAAUAAUGAACACAGAACAGAGAAUGGAGGCCACCAGAAGCAAAGCGAAGAGUGACAAGUUAGGGUUUGAAGCCCAACAUUCAGAGGAUAUAAAG
Elgaria multicarinata webbii is the source of this 2665-nucleotide messenger RNA. It is a transcript of the gene IMPG1, whose product is annotated as interphotoreceptor matrix proteoglycan 1. The coding region runs from base 1 to 2625 and encodes 874 amino acids. The record is from RefSeq and is a predicted model, not a curated record. NCBI's taxonomy places the organism in Eukaryota, Metazoa, Chordata, Lepidosauria, Squamata, Anguidae. Gene Ontology annotation, biological process: visual perception. The transcript is spliced from 18 exons.